AUGGGAGAGAAGAGUGGUGAGAUUGAGAUAGAGGGAGGGAGUAUGUUCAGCGAGGCAAUGAGAGGAGCUCAAAAUGCUUACUGGGCCCAAGAUUGGAAAGCCUUCAGGCAAAUCUUUGAGAAAAACAAGAAAGAACUGCUCAAUAAUUUCGACUUGUUUGAGGACUCCGCCCUCACCAUCGCAACUCGCAGCGAUGAUCCUAAGCUCUUGCAGGAUUUGCUGGAGAUGCUAUCUGAACAAGACAGGUGGCUCGCCUUGACCAAGCCUAACUGUCGAGGCAACACUAUUCUUCACAACAUCGCCUUACGGAAGAGACUGUCCGUACGGAUGGUAGAGCUUAUAUUCAAGUAUGAAAACCAGGCGGCGGCGACACUGCCGGAGGAGGAGAAGAAAAAGAGGGGGCCGAGAUUACUGGAGAGGAAAAACGAAAGAGGUGAAACGCCACUGUUCAGGGCUGCUGCGUUCGGCAACCUCAAGAUGCUUCAGCAUGUGUUCGCCAGCCAUUUUGUAGAAGCAGCUCAGUCUGAGGUUGACGCUCUCAAAAUUCAUCAAUACAGCAAAACCGAGACCAUUCUUCUGCUAGUAUUAAUAGCCAACAUUUUGGUCUGUACUUCAAUUCAGAGAUCACAUUGCUUAUUACACUAUGUAGCUCUUUGGAUAAUUAGCAAAAUGAACGGGAGAAGCCUAGUUAUGGAGCUUAAUGAAAGGAAGUUCACUUGUCUUGAGCUUCUUGCUAGCUUGCCCCAAGCUUUUCGGAGCAACUACCCUAUGGAAUCGUCCCUCACCAAACUCGUCUACCAUUUGCUUCCCGAUGAAAGAUACCAAUUAAUUGAAGCUACCAAUAGCUCCGAGUCAUGUGGGCAUCACACAGACAUAGAAACUGGCCCACAUGAGAGUGCCAAGCCGCCAAUUUCAGUAUUCACGGGGAUUGAAUCUCUCUGGAAUGAUAAGAGGAAUCAUCAGCUAGCAAAACGUGUGGCGGAGUUGCUGGUGAAGCACGACUUCUCGUGGCAGAUCUCGUAUAGUAAUCGCACAAUUCAAGAUUCACAGGUCCAACUGCCACCUGUUCUUUACAACGUCGAAAAGAGGAAACAACAAUUGGAACAGAAGGAAGAGAAAGAAGAUGAUCAGACCAAGCUACAACAUUACAGCACACCAUUGUUCAUAGCAGCUAGCACUGGGAUUGAAGAGAUCCCGUUAGGCACCGUCAAUUGA
Neltuma alba is the source of this 1215-nucleotide messenger RNA. RefSeq lists its product as uncharacterized. The record is from RefSeq and is a predicted model, not a curated record. The coding region runs from base 1 to 1215 and encodes 404 amino acids. NCBI's taxonomy places the organism in Eukaryota, Viridiplantae, Streptophyta, Magnoliopsida, Fabales, Fabaceae. The transcript has 5 exons.